UAUCUGUGAUUGCGAUUUUCACGUGCCCUGUUUCUUUCCUUCUUCAAAUUAUCUUUAAAAGGACUUCUUCUUCUUCUUCUUCGCUCUCUUUCUCCUGCACCUUCUGAUCAUCCGCUCCAAGAAUCCCUUUUUUUGCAGAGGAAAAAGAUAAUGGAAAGUUCUAACAAGCAAGCCGGUUCCGCUUCGUCGCUGACGGAUUAUCUUUUCGGUGCAAAGGGUUCAUCCCAGCCGUCAAAUUCUUCUGGGAUUUUCUCCUCAAUCUUCCCGCCUCCAACCCUGUGGUCGAUUUGAAGUAUGACUUGGUGAAUCGUAUGAUGCUUGAGAGUGCCAACCACCAGUUUGUGGAAAAGACUGUUGAAUUCAUGACAGCAACUUAUGAAACUUAUUAGUCCAUGGCUCCAUGCAUAUAUGAUGCCCUUUUUUAUGGCUGGGGGAAGAAAGUCUCCAACUUCUGACCUUUUGGGAUCUCUUGAGAAUCACUCAUCUGCAGGUCAGGCAUGGAAGAAAGGACUUCCAGAAUUUCAGGAUAGAGUGGAACCGUGCCCAUUGAGUUCGUCGCUUUACUAUGGUGCGCAAGAGGACAUGUAUAUCAAGUCAUCUGGUGCACAGUCAUUGGGAUCAUUGCCUAAUUACAACAAAAAGGAGGAUGGCGCCAAUGGAAACAACUUUAGUGCCCCUGGAGGAAAUUUGUGGGAAGGGUCAGUUUUUUAUUAAGACACUGUUCUGCCACAAAUAUGCAAAUUCCUAAUAUUAUCAAAGGAAUUCCUGACGCCUCGGAACAGAAUGGUUUAAAUUCAAGGAAGAUAAUUUAUUAGUUGUGAACAGGCUCUUGUGAUCAUGAACUUCAGAAGUUUUAUCCCCCGGUCCCGGUUCACUUGAUUACAUCUUAGUAGAACUUAAAAUAGUAUUGCACUCUUAAAAUUAUAUCGACUCUGAGAAAAAGAGUUUGUUUUUGUUGAAUGCAUGUCCUUUUGUUAUCUCUUAUGUGGUAUGUGACUGUGUGUGUGUCUCUGUGUAAAUCCCUUCGAAA
Messenger RNA from Ipomoea triloba (trilobed morning glory), 1030 nucleotides. RefSeq lists its product as uncharacterized. The record is from RefSeq and is a predicted model, not a curated record. The transcript has 7 exons. NCBI's taxonomy places the organism in Eukaryota, Viridiplantae, Streptophyta, Magnoliopsida, Solanales, Convolvulaceae. Bases 376 to 714 code for a protein of 112 amino acids.